Messenger RNA from Drosophila arizonae, 1219 nucleotides. RefSeq names its product Elastin-like (gene Elal). The record is from RefSeq and is a predicted model, not a curated record. NCBI's taxonomy places the organism in Eukaryota, Metazoa, Arthropoda, Insecta, Diptera, Drosophilidae.
CCAGUUUCACGAGAAGUUUUGUCAUGCGGUGCUGCGUUGCCUUUGUUUGGCUGCUGUUGGCCCUGACCGCUGUCCUGACUCAUGCGUCACACUAUUCGCGGAAUGAGAGCAACGAAGAUUCCAAGACCGAAUUCAACUUGGCCUCCACUUUCAAAGGCGGAAUUACCAGCAGUCGUCAUCAUGAGCGUGCUAACCUUAACUCGCAAUUAUAUCCAGAUCUAAGGCAGCAAUCAAGUGGGUCAGUUGAUAUUGAUGAGCCGUCCGCUCAUGAGAACGGCGGCAGUGGCAUCGAUCUUCGCGCUGGCCCGUAUGGAACUGCUGUAAGAAAUCCACAGCCACAGCCGAAUGGCUUUUCAAAUCAUCCCGCACCAGUUGGACAGCCACAGACAGCAGAGAUUCCCGGAUAUGCAGCUAAUGGAAAUCCGCAAGUCCUGCCUCGCCCUGGAGUCAAUCCGUCAGGCGUAUAUCCAAGUUAUGGAAAUCCACAACCUGUAUACCCUGUACUGCCUGCUUACCCGUAUCCAGGACAAUAUUUACCACAGUAUCCAUCCUAUCCACCUUAUCCAAACUAUGGACCAAGCGUGCCUGUAAUAACGCAUCCAGGCGCGCCGCCCAUAAGCUAUCAGAAUCAGCAAAAUUAUGCACCACACGCGGCAGCAGGACAACGUGAUCGUUGGGAUCGCAGCUUCAGAAUGAAAACUGAGUACACGGAAGAUGGAGUACACAAGGGACCAUUCAGCGUUCUGAACAAUCACGGCUCGCAGGGCUAUGGCAGUGGUUUUGGAGGCGGCUAUAAUGGCGCAUUCAACAGGCCAGGUUACUGAAAAACUAAACGCUAGAAAGAUUAUAAGUUAUGGUCAUAAGUUAGGUGUAAGCUAACCUCACCGUGUCAGGUUUAAGAAGAGCAGCAGCUGCUCGACCGAGUCUGUUUUAAUAAACUUGAUUUUUUGCCCACACCCAACCGAAGUAAUUAGCAAUAUACCCCGGUUACACCUUAAGCAGCGGCAGCAACAGCAGCAACAGGAACACGAAAAAUAAGAGGACGACAUCAACACGAGGACAUCUUAGCCUUUUGUCCUAUACGUAUGUACAUAAGGCACCCUACCUUGCGAACCGGAAAAAAGAAACAUGCAUUUCAGUUGCCUCACUAUUUCUGUUAAGGAAGCACACAAUGAACAUUGAACUACCUGGCUGAAGGCAGCCCUGGCAGCCGAAAAAA